AUGGUCGUAGCACCACCCAUAGUCUCACAAGAUUUCAACACACGAACGAGGUUAUUAUCCUUGACCAUACGAGUAGUAGCAAAUGCCAGAGCCAGAGUCACUGCCAACGGUAGACCUUCAGGCACAGCCACAACCACAAUAGUAACAGCAGUAAUGAAAAUAGUCAUAAACUCCUCACCCUUUUGUGAAGGAGUCUUGACAGAUCCUGGCAACUGGACAAAGAAACGAAUCAUAAGAGCCACAAACAAGACAAUAGCAGCAGCAAAACCAAGCUUGGCAAUACCUUCGGCAAUAUUAUUUAGUUUCUCCUGUAAAGGAGUCGCCUCGGGCUCGUCUUGA
This is a messenger RNA of Sugiyamaella lignohabitans, 339 nucleotides long. RefSeq lists its product as uncharacterized. Lineage: Eukaryota; Fungi; Ascomycota; Dipodascomycetes; Dipodascales; Trichomonascaceae. The coding region runs from base 1 to 339 and encodes 112 amino acids. The record is from RefSeq and is a predicted model, not a curated record. The transcript has a single exon.